Budorcas taxicolor (takin) is the source of this 2147-nucleotide messenger RNA. It is a transcript of the gene ASB14, whose product is annotated as ankyrin repeat and SOCS box containing 14. Gene Ontology annotation, molecular function: protein binding. Gene Ontology annotation, biological process: intracellular signal transduction. Gene Ontology annotation, cellular component: cytoplasm. The coding region runs from base 9 to 1763 and encodes 584 amino acids. Lineage: Eukaryota; Metazoa; Chordata; Mammalia; Artiodactyla; Bovidae. The transcript has 10 exons. The record is from RefSeq and is a predicted model, not a curated record.
CAUUCCACAUGGAUAAUUACACCAGUGAUGAAGACAUUGAUGAUGACUUUGACACCCAGCUCAUCAUUCAACAGAGUUUACAGGAUAUUCACAAGCCAGGAACUACACAGCAGUCACCUGAGGAUGAGAGCUUUUUGAGUGCUUACUAUAAGAAGAUAGUUGAAACAAUAGAGACAGGUAAGGAAGAUGUAUUGUCACAGUUGACCAAGUACCAUUCAGCUUUUGAUGAAGCAGAUGAGAUAGGCUGGCUUCCUCUUCAUAAGGCUGCAGUACAAUUAAAUAAGAACAUUUUGGAAAUCACCCUGAAAGCCUCAAAACUCAGUGUGUGGGAGCAAACCACCCACAAUGGUGAAACGCCACUGUUUUUGGCUGUCAGCAAUUGCCUCUUAGAAAACGUCAGUUUUCUCCUUCUCAAUGGCUGCAAUCCAAAUGCCAAGAAUGUCGAAGGCAAUUCACCUCUUCUUACAGCUGUUCUACAGGACUCCUACGAUAUGGCCUCCUUGCUGAUCAGCCAUGGAGCCAAUGUCAAUCUGUUGUGUGCCAACAAGAGGACAGCACUCCACGAAGCAGCCAAGCUGGGCAGACGGGACAUAGUGGCACUCCUGCUGGCUUCCGGGGCACACCCUGACCCACAGAGCUCCUACGGGUUCACUCCUCUUGCUCUUGCUGCCCAGAGCGGACACACUGAAAUCAUGGAACUCUUACUGCGGAAAGGAGCUAAUGCUCUUGGUCAGGCCUCUGACUCUUCUUCCAUCUUACUUGAAGCUGCUAGCGGAGGAAAUCCAGACUCGGUGACUCUCUUGCUAGAGUAUGGAGCUGAUGCCAACGUCCCUAAGAAUUCAGGUCACCUGCCCAUUCAUGUAGCAGCUGACAGAGGUCACUUGUUAGCUCUGAAGAUUUUGGUUCCCGUUACUGAUUUUGCUGCCAUUAAGCGGAGUGGCAUCAGUCCAGUUCACUGUGCAGCAGCAGGAGCACACCCCAAAUGCCUGGAACUUCUCAUCCAGGCGGGAUUUGAUGUGAAUUUCAUGCUCGAUCAGAGAAUCCGCAAACACUACGAUGACCACAGGAAGUCAGCUCUGUAUUUCGCUGUAUCAAAUGGUGACCUUUCUUCAGUUAGGCUGCUUCUGAGUGCUGGAGCUCUGCCUAAUCAAGACCCAGUUAACUGUCUCCAGAUAGCCCUCAGGAUGGGCAACUAUGAGCUGGUAAGUCUGCUGCUACGGCACGGGGCGAACGUUAAUUACUUCUGCAGAGUCAACCCUUUACAUUUCCCAUCGGCCCUGCAAUACACUCUGAAAGAUGAAGUCAUGCUCAGGAUGCUGCUGAAUUAUGGGUAUGACACAGAGCGAUGCUUUGAUUGUCCUCACGGAGACAAAGCUCAUCGUUUCUAUGCUUUUGAAGGCUGGACGUCUACAGUUAUCAAAGAUACUAUGUUCUGUGAAGUAAUAACUUUGUCGUGGCUGCAGCAUCUGUCUGGGAAGGUUGUUCGAGUGAUGCUGGAUUAUGUUGACCAAGUUAGGAUCUGUUCAAAGUUGAAAGCUGUGCUCCAAAAACAGGGGCUCUGGUCAGAAAUCCAUUUUAUCUUGACAAACCCUCGCUCUCUUAAACAUUUGUGCCGCCUCAAGAUCCGGAAGUGUAUGGGACGUUUACGCCUGCGCUGCCCCGUCUUCAUGUCAUUUCUUCCAUUACCCAAUCGUCUAAAGUCAUAUGUUCUUUACAAAGAAUACGACCUUUAUGAACAAGGAAUUUUCACAGGAACCUGGUAAUCAAACUAUUCUGGAUGAAAAGGUUUCUGGAUGUGGAAGUGAGGAAAGAAACUGAGAAGACAUUCAUUCAGCCACACCUGUAUACCAUCAUAUGGCACAUCAACACAGAGAACGGAGGGGCAGCAUUAUGGCCACAGGCCCAGUCAGUUAUAGCUUGACGUUUAUGUGUUCAGUCUUAGCAUACAUUUUUUUUUUUUUUUUUGGCAUAAUACGGUCCUUCUUACGGAAACUGAAGCUGUAUGAUUUCUUUCUGAUGUAGGGAUUCAUGGCUAUAUAGACUAUUUCAGUAAGUACAGACUUAAAAUUACUUUUAUAAUAUAGUUUUCACAUAGAAAAUUUGUAAAACUAGCUGGCAUGAAUAAUUUUUUAUUUUUUUUUAAUCAA